CCGAGCGGCGCCCGCUCCCCGCGCACUCGGCCCCGGUUCUGUGGCUAUGAGUUUCCUGCGCUGGCUAGCGCCGCUCCUUGCGACGGCUCCCCUCUGUAGUGUUGCCUGCACGGAUAACUGCUCUCAGACUUGGUUCCCCUUCGGUGGAUCCUCGUUCCUGCUGAGCUCAGAAAACGCCACCUGGUACAAUGCCUACACCAAGUGCCACGAUCUGGGCGGCAGCCUGGCUUCCAUACUGUCUGAGGGAGAGAACGAAUUCUUAGCUGGGCUACUGACAAUAUGCCGCGUAGACAAAGCAUGGAUCGGCCUCACAGACACAUAUCACAAGAAAGUCUUCACCUGGAUCGAGGGAGAGAUGCUCUUCUGGAACUUCGGGCCGGGAGAGCCCAGCGGCUCGGGCGACCACGCGUCGGAGGACUGCGUAGAGAUGCGCCAGGACAUAGACUUCAAGUGGAACGAUGAGUACUGCAUGGAAAAGAGGAGAUUUCUGUGUCGCAAGGCCCCCGAAUAAUCUUUUUUUCUAAGGCCAUGAGGGGUGAGGCAGACCCUUUGAAAAAUGUUUUUGUCUCUCGUAAUCCUUUCGGUCCUCUGGAGUAAUUGCGUACGGUAAAAAAAAAAAAAAAAAAAAAAAA
Penaeus monodon (black tiger shrimp) is the source of this 632-nucleotide messenger RNA. Its product is annotated as CD209 antigen-like protein A. The transcript is spliced from 5 exons. The coding region runs from base 47 to 511 and encodes 154 amino acids. The record is from RefSeq and is a predicted model, not a curated record. Lineage: Eukaryota; Metazoa; Arthropoda; Malacostraca; Decapoda; Penaeidae.